Molecule: messenger RNA, 4521 nt
Organism: Bathycoccus prasinos
Lineage: Eukaryota; Viridiplantae; Chlorophyta; Mamiellophyceae; Mamiellales; Bathycoccaceae
Product: p-type ATPase superfamily
Exons: 1
Coding region: 1-4521 (1506 amino acids)
Cellular component (GO): membrane
Molecular function (GO): P-type transmembrane transporter activity; ATP hydrolysis activity; ATP binding
Source: RefSeq, a predicted model, not a curated record
AUGUCGAAAUCGCUUUUAGGUAGCGUGUACGUGACGUACCCACCGACCAUCGCGUCGGUUCGAGCGAUCAAACCUCGCGUGAGUUUUACACUCUCUAAAAACAACACACGCGUCGGUCUGUACCAUCUCCCGUUUCUCGCGUUACUGGUGUAUUUCUUUCGCGAGUGUUACGAGACGAGCGGGAAACCGUACCGAAUUGCGAUGGAACAUCACAAGAGUCAAGGGUACGAACCGACGGAGUUCGUGGACGGGAAGUUGGUGACGAAGAAGAGUGGAUUUGGGGGAGGAGACGAUGGGAUGAUGACGAAGCAAAAGUUUGAAGUGAAGGACGAGUGGGCGACCGAGGACGAUGGAUUUGGCGGCUUCGAGGAGGAGGAGGAAAAGGAGGUGAAAAAUGGAGCGGAGGAACCAUCUGGAGAAGCAUCAGCUUCGUCAGUAUUCAAGAACGGAUUGUUAGGAGAGGAUCUGUCGUCGGUGAACCAAACGGUGACGUACGAGAUUCCUCCGACGUUGCCCGCGUGGUGGUUGCCGGACUUUGUCGCGGUGAUUAAGUUUGCUUCGGUCGCGUUCGCGCACGCGUUGAUCAUGUUCGCGCAGCACUGGUCGGUCAGAGUGAGACGGUUUUUCCGGUAUCGCAACGCUACGGAGGUGGACGAGGAUACGUAUUUGGAAAUCAUGCCGCACGCGCACCAAGGGAAACCGGAGAUUACGAAGAUGCGUUUGCUGAGUUCGGUGAGUAAAGAGGACGGGUUUACGUACACGUCGACGUUGUGGUGCACGUUUCAAAGGCAACGGUACGAGUACGUGGAGGUGGAACGAGACGCGAAGAGCGGCAAGGCGAGAGGAGAGUUGAGAGAGUUGACCUGUCCGGUGGAUUUACCGAUUUCGAGUUACUUCAAAAAGACCGCGACUGGAAUGGCGCCGGAUGAAAUCGAGGAUUGUAUGAAUCGGUACGGCGAUAAUUGUUUGCACGUGGAGUUGCCGACUUUUAUGGAAAUGUUCAAGGAACAAUUGACCGGACCAGUGACGGUGUUUCAAAUGUUCACGUGCAUGCUUUGGUUGAUGGACGAGUAUUGGAAGUACGCCCUGUUCAACAUGUUGUCGAUGUUGAUUUUCGAAGCGACGACGGUGUUUUCCAGGAAGAGGAACAUUACGGCGUUGAGAGGCAUCGCGGUGAAAACUGGCAGAAUUUACGCGUUUAGAAAUAACAUCUGGGAGGACCAUUCGACGGAAGAUUUAGUUCCCGGAGAUAUAGUCAGCGUGAAGAGACAGCCGGAAGGUGAAACGACCAUUCCGUGCGAUUGCUUGAUUUUGCAAGGCUCGGCGGUGGUGAACGAAGCGUCUUUGACCGGCGAAUCGGUACCGCAAAUGAAGGAGGCGAUCUCGUACGACGAUAAAGAAGACGCGAGGUUGGACAUCGAGGAUCUUCACAAAACGCACGUGUUAUCCUCCGGAACGACUUUAAUGCAACAGUCUUCGGAUAGUAGUAGUAGUAUUAAUGGGCCGGUAAAAGUGCCGCCGACGCCGGACGACGGGUGCGUGUGCUACGUUUUGCGAACUGGGUUUUCUUCCACGCAAGGUAAGUUAAUGCGCAUGAUGGAGUUUUCUUCGGAGCAAGUCACCGGAGAUACCAAAGAAACGAUGAUUCUGUUGUUCAUUUUGUUGGUUUUCGCGUGCAUGGCUUCGUAUCACGUCUUCACGGUUGGCAUGAAGGACGGCAAACGUUCGCAGUACGAGUUAGUGUUGAGAUGUAUUUUAAUUUUGACAUCUGUCGUGCCUCCGGAACUUCCCAUGCAAACUGCCAUGGCGGUGAACACAGCACUUUUAGCGUUGAUGAAAUCGGGCGUGUAUUGCACGGAACCGUUUCGAGUACCGAUGGCGGGGAAGAUUGAUUCGUGCUUAUUCGAUAAGACCGGGACGAUUACUUCGGAUAAACUUGUCGCUGUUGGUGUCGUAGACGCGUCGGAUUUGAGUAAAAAUAUGUCGUCGGCGCAAAUUGCCACGCCGAUCGAGUGCUCGAAAACGUCCGCGAUCAUCAUCGGCGGGUGUCAUUCUUUAGUCCAAAUCGAUGGGAAAACGUACGGCGAUCCGUUGGAGCAAGCUGCCUUGUUCGCCGCCAAAUGGGAGUACGAUCCGAAAUCGAGUAAAUCGAAACCGAAAUUUUCCGAGGAGAUCAAGAAACGAACGUGGAAAGGUACCCCGAGCGCCAAAAUUUUAGCGCGCAAUCACUUUGCGAGUUCGUUACAGCGCAUGUCCGUCGUCGCCACCGUUCAGCAAAAUGAAGGCGAAAACGAACAAACGUGGGCGCUGGUGAAAGGAUCGCCGGAGAAAAUUGCUACGCUGUUGAAGAGUAAACCGGAUGGGUUCGACUCGCAAUAUCGCACGUUAGCGGAAAAAGGUAUGCGCGUGAUUGCGCUCGCGCACAAAGUGUUAUCACCUGGGGAUUCGAAAAGAGUCAACGACGCGAAAUCGCCGUUAUCUCGAGACGAAGUCGAAUGCGAUUUGGAAUUUGCCGGAUUUUUAGCGUUUGCCUGUCGCGUUCGAACGGAUUCGGAAGAAGUUAUCAACGCGCUCAUCGCUUCGAGUAAUCGCGUCAUGAUGGCGACUGGGGACGCUACCUUAACCGCCCUUCACGUCGGGAACGAAGUUGGCAUCGCGAAAGGAGGGUUAGCCGGCGCGGCAGUGCUCGAGCUCGAGCAAUCGAACAACAAAAGUGGUGGCAGUCUUCGAUGGGUCUCCGCGAAGAGAGAUAAAGAUGGAGGCAUUCAAGUCAUCGGGAGUUACAAAGAUUUGAGCAUUCCACAAUUGGCUCAGAAGUAUUCGUUGUGCGUCACCGGGGAGAGCUUGAACGCGGCCAGCUAUGCCGCGACGACGACGACGGAGAGCGGCACUUCAUCAGAAAGCGAGCUUUGGGAUUACUUGGAUUCUGUGUCUAUCUUUGCCAGAAUGUCUCCGGACGAUAAAGAGAGGGUCUUGAAACGUUUGAAACAACAGAGGAGACACACGUACAUGUGCGGCGAUGGUGCGAACGACGUCGGCGCGUUAAAACAAGCGCACGUCGGCGUCGCGCUCCUCUCCGGCUUUGGGUCCGCAAACACAAAGAAAUUGAAACAAGAAGGCGGCGACGAGAGUAAAGGAGAAGAAGAAGGCGACGGAGAAAAAGGUAAAAAGCUCGCCAAGGCGGAAACGUUCCAAGAGAAGAUGCAAAGAGUGAAAGAGCAAGCGGAAAAAGUGAAGAAGGCGAAAAUGGAGGAGAAAAUCGCGCAGCAAAAAGACACGAAAGAACUCCAAGCGUUGCAAAAAGUCUGGUUCGAGGAAGAGUUCAAGGAAAGAAUGGCGCGAGGCGAAAAGUGGGCGCAGUUUACCGCCAUGAAAAAUUCUACGCAACUAAUGAUUCGCGAAUCAAAACGCAGAGCGAUGGAAAGAGCUAAGGCAAGACAAGGCGGACAAGGCGGUAAAGCGCCGAGCAUGAGCGACAUGAUGCAAAACUUGGACGAUUUAGACGGCGAACUUCCGCAAGUGAAACUCGGCGACGCUUCCAUGGCGGCUCCGUUCACGUCUCGCUUACCGACCAUUCGGUCUGCGGUAGAUAUUAUUCGACAAGGCAGGUGCACGUUGGUGUCCUCGAUUCAAAUGCAGCAAGUGCUCGUGUUAUCUUGUUUGAUUUCCGCGUUUUCGUUGUCGGUGUUGUACACCGACGGCAUUCGAUCUUCGGACAAUCAAAUGAUGGCGAGCGGUUUGUGUUUAACCGCGGCAGGUUUAGCGUUUUCGUACGCCACCCCAGUGCACACGCUAUCCCCUGUUCGACCGUUGCGCUCCAUCUUUCACCCGGCGUUAUUCUUGUCCAUCGUAGGCCAACUCGUCAUCCACGUCUUUGUGAUGAACUACGCCACAGAGUUGGUCCACGCGGCGACAGGUGAGAAAGCCGCGUUCCCUGAGGCGAUUCCAAUCGCGAAAGUUUCCGAAGAAGAGAAGAAAAACGCGAGCGAAGCGCAGAGAUCGUUCUGGGAACAAGGCCCGCCGUUUGAGCCGUGUUUGUUAAACACGGUCAUCUUUCUCAUCGAAACCGUUCAACGCGUCUGCGUCAUGCUCGUCAACUAUAAAGGCAGACCGUUCAUGAUGGGUUCCUUGGAGAACAAAACUUUGUUGCUCUCCUUAGCAGCUUUGUUCAUUGGUUCGUUCAUGGCAGCCUUCGAAGUCGUUCCGUAUUUGAACAACAAGUUACAGUUCGUCUCCAUGCCGGACGACGCGUUUCGAUACAAAGUUUUAGGUCUCUUACUCUUCACCGUCGUCGGCACGUACGGUUGGGACACGUUGUGCCAAUUUGUUUUUGCCAGAGAAAUUCUUCUCCAAGGCUACAGAGACUCUUGGAACGUGUUACCGAAAGACCCGAAGUAUUUAGAAUUUAUGGCGCGACGAGUAUUCGUCAUGUGUGGGAUUGGAUAUCUGUACAUGAUUACCGACGGGUCAGGUUUCGUCCUGGUCGCGGGCUAUUACGCGUACAAGAAGGGCGCGUUUUAA